This is a messenger RNA of Puntigrus tetrazona (Sumatra barb), 1153 nucleotides long. It is a transcript of the gene fcf1, whose product is annotated as FCF1 rRNA-processing protein. Lineage: Eukaryota; Metazoa; Chordata; Actinopteri; Cypriniformes; Cyprinidae. Gene Ontology annotation, cellular component: small-subunit processome; nucleolus. Bases 103 to 699 code for a protein of 198 amino acids. The transcript is spliced from 8 exons. The record is from RefSeq and is a predicted model, not a curated record.
UAAGUAAAAUGUGGAAAGGGUCGCAUAGUGUUGACGUCAAAAGGCUCUUCGUCGCAAAGUGUAGCACACGAGGCUAGAGUGCUAAUCUAAGCAUUUUCAGCCAUGGCAAAAGAGAAGAAACAGAAGAAAUAUGCUGUCAUGAAAAGAAGGAUAAGUUUAAAGGAUCAGAGGAUAAAAGAACAGGACAGGGCAAAAACGCAAAAGAAGAAGAAAGAAGAUCCCUCAGUCAUUAAAGAACAAGAAGUAGCAAAGUACCCUUCUUGUAUGUUCUUUCAAUACAACACCCAGCUUGGACCUCCGUAUUACAUCCUUGUUGACACCAACUUUGUCAACUUUUCUAUUAAGGCCAAACUGGAUAUUGUCCAGUCAAUGAUGGAUUGCCUCUACGCUAAAUGUGUUCCUUGCAUAACCGAUUGUGUUAUGGCUGAGCUUGAGAAAUUAGGCAUGAAGUUUCGAGUGGCUUUGCGGAUUGCAAAAGAUCCCCGCUUUGAACGAUUACCUUGCUCACACAAAGGAACGUACGCUGACGACUGCUUGGUGCAAAGAGUAACACAGCACAAAUGUUACAUCGUGGCCACGGUGGACAGGGACCUAAAAAGGAGGAUACGGAAGAUCCCAGGAGUCCCCAUCAUGUACAUCUCCAAUCACAGGUAUAACAUUGAGAGGAUGCCAGAUGAUUAUGGUGCACCACGGUUGUAGAUGUUUUUUUUUUUGUUGUUGUUUUUUUCCCAAGAAUUCUUUACCUUCUACAUUUAAAAGAUUUCCUCUUUGAAUUAUGUUCAGAACUCAGUAUAAUAAAGUAUAAUAAAAUAUACUCCAGUAGCUCAGACUAAUUAAAACGUGAGGAAAAAUAGGAGGAAAAGACUAGUCCAACUCUAGUGACUGUGGUGGGGAACUUCAGAGAUUUAGGACAUCCUCUUAUUUAUAUCAAUGUGUUGAUUUCAAUUAUUUGGAGUCUCCCAUCAAUGAUUUGGAUUUAAUCAGACAUAUCAAAUUGGCCUGGAAGUCUUGAACCUAUGCUGUAUGUUAACCGAUGCGGUGUUAAAUAAUAAUACACCUCUCCCAUGAAGCCACUCCCUGGAGCUCUUUUAUGCUCUUAUGUGUUUUCUUUUCUGCUUGGAGACUGUCAUAAAUAAAAAUCAUUGCAGAUAAA